CCACCCUCUCUCUCCGCGAGGAGGGAAUGACGCAUUUCUCGGUAAAUACGUUCUCACAGAAGCCGAGUUUCAGAGUUGGGCUUCUCAUUCCGCGCGAUUCCACGAAAGUAAUCCCUCGCAGAAUCUAUCUGACGCGGCAGUGGAAGAGAAUAAACGGCAUCUAAUCAUCCGCGCGUCGACCGUGCGACCGCUUUUAACGUUCUGCAUAUAUGGCUUUGUGACACUUGCGGGCCGCGCGCGAGUCGCCCCGGGAAAAGAGGGAAGGAAAAAAAAAGAUGGUCCAGCCACGCGCCUCAACGAGCGUCGUCUGUUUCCUGAUCGCGACCGUCCAUCUCUGCUCGUGCAUGCGUUACGACAAUUAUAACGAGUAUGCCCUCGAGAAUGAGAGGUUCUGUCAUCCUUUGAACAAGAAGCACUCGCACGAUGUACACAAUAGUACCGCGACGAUCGUCAGGUCGCAUCACAUGUUCGAUAGUUGGAUCGUGAAACGCAAUCUUACGUGCAUGUUCACCUUCAAGAUUGCGAGAAACGAAGGCAUCUUUGCGGUUAUCCAGAGAAUGUCUUUUCGACAAAACGGCAAUCAGUGUUUGGAUUAUGUACGGUUUAAGAGAACUGAUGGUCAUCAUACAGAAAAAUUAUGUGGGAAGAUAAAUCACCAGACAACGUACUUUCCGAUUAUUGAAUCUGAAGAUAAUUUACAUAAUAUGAAUGACACCUUGCUGCAAUCAUAUGACAAGUAUGCCGAGUUUGAUCCCAUUAGAAAAUGGAAAUUUCCAAUGGAUUCAGAAUUUGAAACUGAGAUAUUCAUCUCCAAGGAGAGACUGUUGGAUGGAGAAAAUCUGGAUCUUAGUAUAGUCUAUACUCCAUACAGAAAUUGCAAAAAGCUGGAUCCCGAACGAUUCAAACCAGUUGGACGUAACCUUUGUAUUCGGAAGGAAUACCUGUGCGAUAUGAUUUACAAUUGUCCGUUCGGUAUCUGUUCGGAUGAAAUUAAUUGCUCAUAUAUAAUCACCGAUCGGUUUCCCAAAAACGAUACUGCCACGAAAGUCACUGUAGGAGCAGUCACCACCAUGAUCCUCUGCUUCAUUAUUUUCAUUAUGUGUUUGUGGAUCUGCAAGAAAUCUCGCAAGUUGUGCUGGUCAUCGGAUUGCGCCGGUCCGAACAUGUGCUCGCGGCCUAAUUCCUUACCGGACACGGACGGAGGUCUGGGAUCCAAUCGUGCAGUACCCACGGCUCCUAUGCUGGAGGUCGCAGUAUCUUCCCCUGUUGCGAACAAGGAUCUGCCUCCCAGUUAUGACUCGUUAUUUCCCGAACAUAGUAAUCCUGCCAGAUUGUAAGUUAUUGAAUCUGAUUAGAGUUAAGCAUUGAAUACAUCGUCUAAUGUUUUAAUUAGACGCCGUGUUGCGUACAUCCAUGUGACGUAACUAGAUCGCCCUUAUACAUAAAUUUGUUCCACAAAGUGUGAGCAAAAUUCUAUUGAAUAUAAGAGGAGGGCCUUGACAAACAAAAACUAAUAUGAAUCUAGCAUUAAUUUUGAUAUCGUGUACUAACACAAACUGAAAGAUAUAAGCAGCUUUAGAAUAUUGAUAUUACAGACGAAUAAUAAUGGAGAGAUUUGUAUAAUAAAUACGUAUAAUAGAGAUUCUUUUAGUAAUAAAUUUUUUUCUCAGACGAAUUCACAUUUUCUCUCAUAUUCCUCUCUUUUUAUGUGAAUAAGAAAGUCUUUAAAAAUCAAUUAAUUUUUUUAUAUAUGUCAAUUUUGAUAAAUUUGACCAAUGUAAUUAACUUUUACAAUCAAAACGCUUCACUAUAUAGUUACGUCACUGCACUGCAGUACUAUCAUACUAACAUGUUUGUUUCUUGUACAUUGAUGAAAUUACAAGGAAUGCACAAUUACUAUCUAACUCGGUUAAGUUUUGUUUUUUCUUAUAUAUAGCUUCUUUAAGUUUGAAUUUCAAUGGUUGAUAUUAUUUUCUAAUAAAUAUUAAAGAAAAUGUAUAUUGCAAGAUGUUUGUUCAUUAAUCAAUGAAAGAACAGAUUAUGAAAUCGCUUUUUGAUAUUUAACAAAAUAUGAUUUUACA
Camponotus floridanus (Florida carpenter ant) is the source of this 2081-nucleotide messenger RNA. RefSeq lists its product as uncharacterized. The transcript is spliced from 4 exons. Lineage: Eukaryota; Metazoa; Arthropoda; Insecta; Hymenoptera; Formicidae. The record is from RefSeq and is a predicted model, not a curated record. Bases 276 to 1337 code for a protein of 353 amino acids.